AUCUUUAACAAAAAGCUGUACCUAGCACUAUUUUAUAUCUAUAAUGGAUGAAAAUUAAGACUUCAGGUUGAAAGGCUAAAUAAUUUAUCAUAUGAUGCUGAGAAUAUUAGUGCGUAGGAACACGCGCUCUGCAAUUUGUGAGGAAGACGCCGAGAGGUCGCCAUAUUGUCACAUGUCUAGGUUUUGGGCUCACAUGACCUGUUGUUUGGCCCCGUGAUCACUCGCUUCCUGGCAAAUUCAAAACAUUCAUUCCUAACCACAUGGAUAUGCUGGAUCAAGCACUGGACAGCAAUUCCCAAGACAAGAAUAACGAUUCGGCAUCAGAUGAUGCAUCACAGCUUCACUCUGAUGUAAUCUGCGCAGUGACGGAAGGUGUGGAAGUGGACAGCCAGGCAGCGGCUGCUGCCAUAGCCAGCGUUUCAUCACAGGCCAUCUUGGACCCUGGCAUCCAGUACCAGUUUCGGACUGAGAAUGGUCAAGGCGGGGUCACCUAUCGUGUGGUCCAAGUGGCCGCGGCGCCGGAAGGCACAGAGGCCGCCAGCGGGCAAGUGGUCACCACGGCAGCACUUGUUGGCCAACAGGUAGCACAGGCCAUAAUCUCCAGCCCCUUUGCCGCCACCACAGCUAAUGGAGGCUCCAGCCCCACAGCAGAAGGAGGCCAGUUCUAUGUGAUGAUGUCACCCCAGGAUGUCUUGCAGACUGCACCAAGGACAUUAGCACCGCGAUCCCACAGCUUCAGCUCCAAAUCAGAAGGAAACAGGACAGCCAGGGAUGAAAGAAGGAGAGCAACACACAACGAAGUGGAGAGGAGGAGGAGGGACAAAAUUAACAACUGGAUAAUCAAGCUUUCUAAAAUCAUUCCCGACUGCACAAGUGACCUGAACAAAUCUGGGCAGCCAUCGUCCGUGCACCUGCACAGCAAGGGGGGCAUCCUGGCGAAGGCCUGUGACUACAUACAGGAACUGCGUGCGAGCGUUUCACGGCUGCCUGAUGUUAUGAAAGAAAACGAGCGGUUGUCUCUGGACUUGGAGCUGCUGCGGCAACAGUGCGACCAGCUCAGAGCCACCAACCAGCUGCUCAAGGCCCACCUAGAACAGAGUGGCAUCACAGUCACCGAAGUGGUCGAACACACAUCCUAACAAGAACUCUGUGACGGCCUAAAGAAGCAUGUCUAUGAAGAAAAAGGAAGCACCCAAGUGAUACGUUAUGAUCCAGCUUUAGUGGGAAACAACCGGCUCCUGUGCAAGACAACUAGGCUGUCAAGAUCCAGGACUUAGACAAGGUGCUUGCUGUCACGAGGUGUGACAAAGUAUCUUCCAUUCUGCACAUUGUUGAGGAUUCCCUUCUCCGUGCUUGGCCUUUGGGAAAGGAAAGGGUUACAUAGACGGCUUCUGGUGGUUCAACGUGCCUGACAUGCAACCGCCCUCUUUUGUGUGCAUUGAGAGAACUCUCGCAAAGUGAUUUAUUCAUCUCUUCCUUUUGGAUGCUGUGUCCUGGGGACAUUUUUCUCUGCGUGUGUCAUAGUGUCCUGCCUCUGCUACAAAAAGAGGACACAGGGAGAACACUUCCAUGUUUUGUUCAGUGAGACCUAGCUCCCUCGUUUCUGAUGUUUGUGGUUGCGUGAGGAGGGGAGCUACUGUUUCGUGUGUGUAGUGAUCAAUUCUUUUGGCCUCUUUGCCUUAGUUGGCACUGCCUGAGUGAAAAAUUUAAAAGCACCAUGUUCUGGAUAAUUGCGUCUGCAAGAACCGCAUACUUUUUUUUUCUUGUGCCAAUUUAAGGUUGAACUCUUACGUGCAGUUUGUUAUAGAGCAUCUUAAUGCGUGAGGCCUUCUAGGCGGUUUAUAUAUAUCCAGCUUCUGACAUUUAGGAAGCUGUAAUAAUAAUAAAGAAAGGGCCACAGCUUCAUAAGGCUUUGUUAAGGCAGCAUGAUGCAGUGUCAGAGAAGCAUAGUACCUGCUUAGUGUGGUUGUACAUUGCAUCUAAGUUCCCCUUCCCCCCUUGGGAAGCAUUUGGAAAGUUUAGUUCCAGUGCCUUUGCGUUUGUACUGGAAGAGAUGCUGGCAUCUAGUCAUUGUUCUAAUUUGUGCCUGCAUGAGUUCAUUCUGUUGAUUGUAUUGUAUCGAGGUCUGAGUAACAGUUGCAAACUGUGAAGAUGAUGCGAUUGCCUGUUUACUGUUGUCUUUGCCACCUUCUCCACUCUGUGCUGCUUUUCUUCGAGUUGAGCCUUGGCGCAUCUUCAAAGUAUGUGAGUUCAUGUUGCUCCGCCAUCUGAAAGAACGAUGGCAUGAACCAAAUAAAGGUACCAGACAUCCGUGAAGUGUUUGCAAAGUAGUGUUACCUUUUGUAUUGUGUCAUGUGAAAGCACCCACAAUGAGCUGGUCUUGAGAGGCAAGUCAUGACCUGCAUCAUUUCUCCUGCAAGGCUUUGGUGAUGGUGCGUAGCGUGUGUAUGCGUGUGGCCAGUCCGGACAGUGGUUUUCAUACUACUGCCUAGCCUGUGGCAGAAAGCAUUUGUAAAUUGUGCCGAAUGCUUGGCACCUUUGUAGUGUGAGUAAUAUGGAGUUGGCUGGAGGUAUGUGUUGGCUGUAACCCCUCUUGGAGAGCCAAAUGGUCAGAAAAGUUUUGUCAUUGGUGUUUUAGCAUAGCUUAAAUGUACUGGCAUAGUCUCAUACUGCGGCACCAGGUGACGACGGGAAAGUCAUAGGUGGUGAUGACUGCUUGUGACAUUGCGUUCAACAACGCAUUCAAAAUGAAAGCUGUGGUGAUCCCUUGUGUUGCAUGGCACUUCUCACAGCCGACAGACUUUUCCUGGGAGAUCUACGCAGCAUAGUUGCCCAUUGCAAUAAGAGCUCUACGCAUUUUCGUUUAAAGCAUUCUCACAAGAUGUUUCCAUCAGCAUUGCUGCUCCUGUGUGCAUCUUUCUGGAUUCCACUUUAUGUUUAUGUUAGUAUAUCUACGCUAUGCUAAAAGCUCUCUUGUCAGCAGUUGUUGCACAGAGCUUCAUCGAAUGUUGUGACGCAAGACUUCUAGCAGCACAGUGAAUCAUUUAGAGAGCACUUGUUUUUUGUAUGUUGAAUGUCGUGAGAGUGGGGCAUUGAUUGGAGAAACACUUUCUUACGAGCUAUACUAGGCAGUACAGUUUGUCAUGAGCAUGUCUACUCAUCAUAGUUUUUUUCCACUGUUGUCUGUUCUACAAGUUUACUUAUAUGUGAGAAAGAACCUUUGCUGAUGUAGGCUUGUUUGUGAGCAUUUCACUGUUUACUUUCUUUGGGCAUCCGGCAGGUGUAAGGUUGUUGUGCUAUGUUCAACCCUGUGUUGUAGCAUUAAUGCUUUCAAGCCUCUUUUUUUUUUUCUUCCUGUGCCAGUAAACACAUUGUUUUCAGAAAAGAUUUUCAAUAAAUGAAACCUGAUGGACUACAGUGCGUGCACAUAGCAAUUCUGGUGUUCCUCUGAUUUGCAAGGCUUGUCUUUGAAUUUUGCAAACAAAUGGUAUGGUAAGAUGUAAAUGUGUUUUCUGAUUUGUAGUAGAGAUCUCUUAAUAAAUGUUACAUUAAGUGCA
Dermacentor albipictus is the source of this 3557-nucleotide messenger RNA. RefSeq names its product upstream stimulatory factor 2-like. NCBI's taxonomy places the organism in Eukaryota, Metazoa, Arthropoda, Arachnida, Ixodida, Ixodidae. Gene Ontology annotation, molecular function: DNA-binding transcription factor activity, RNA polymerase II-specific; protein dimerization activity; RNA polymerase II cis-regulatory region sequence-specific DNA binding. Gene Ontology annotation, biological process: regulation of transcription by RNA polymerase II. The record is from RefSeq and is a predicted model, not a curated record.